This is a messenger RNA of Bufo bufo (common toad), 873 nucleotides long. Its product is annotated as predicted GPI-anchored protein 58. The record is from RefSeq and is a predicted model, not a curated record. The transcript is spliced from 2 exons. Lineage: Eukaryota; Metazoa; Chordata; Amphibia; Anura; Bufonidae. The coding region runs from base 1 to 873 and encodes 290 amino acids.
AUGGCGUUUCACCAACCUUGGUGGAACCAGAUGGCGAUUUGUGGAGAAGCCGUCUAUGAGGAGCGUCCACAGGAGAUCCAUAUCUCCCAGAUCCUGAGGAAAAGUGGGCCCUCGGUAUUCGCUAUCGUGCCAGAGGCUGUGGAUUCCUCCCUGACCAAGACGGAUGUCCCGCUGACCUUACCCAGCAUUCCGGAGGAGGGCACCGCUGAAGUCCCGCUUCCUACUCACAUAGACUUGGACUUAAUCAAGUUCCCGGAGGCCGUGGAUCCCUCCGCCUUGUCAAGCUCUCUCACAGAAUAUCAAGCGCCACCCCAGAUGGACACAGACGCACAACCUGCUUUUGCGGAGGACGCCACUGAUGUCGCUGCAUCAGCUGUGGAGAAGCCAGUGACCCAGAUGGCACCAGAGUUUCACGAGUACCACCAGGAGGCACCGGCCCGGUCCGUGUCCAUCCAUCCGGGGGAGAAGCCCCAACCUGCACCUGCACCCCGCAUCCCAGACCUGUCGCCACCACCAACCUUGAGAGUGGGACAGAUCAACAACAGCGUCCUGACCUUCAAUCCCAAGGUCCAGCCAUGCUUCAUGCCCCCCUACAUGCUGCCCUGGAAACAAACUCAGGUAACUGCUCCAGCCCUUCCUGCACCCAUGCAGCCAGAAGUUCUGCCAGUUCCUGCACCGGCUGUGGAUUCCGGUCUGCAGCAAGCCACUGCAGCAUUUUCCAGGCUGUCGGCACUGCCAAUCCCUGCAGCCACCGGUAGAGGGCAGUGGCGCACCACUACCAACGCUACCCCCAGCUACCAGCAGAGGCUGGAGCAACCUCUGAUGAGGUUUAGCAGCUCUAGCAGUGAUGAAGAGCUGGACACCUACUUGUAA